Betta splendens (Siamese fighting fish) is the source of this 2386-nucleotide messenger RNA. It is a transcript of the gene fus, whose product is annotated as FUS RNA binding protein. Gene Ontology annotation, biological process: regulation of DNA-templated transcription. Gene Ontology annotation, cellular component: nucleus. The record is from RefSeq and is a predicted model, not a curated record. Gene Ontology annotation, molecular function: transcription coregulator activity; RNA binding. Lineage: Eukaryota; Metazoa; Chordata; Actinopteri; Anabantiformes; Osphronemidae. The transcript has 15 exons. Bases 139 to 1740 code for a protein of 533 amino acids.
CAGCAGGACACCGGUGUCUGUCUGUGCAUCCAUCGUCACUCUACUUGUUCAGUGUGUUGGUGAAUGAAACGCUGCUCGAUAGCUAGAAUUUGAGUGAGUGAGUUUGAAUUUAUCCGAAGAAAACAGUCGUUCGUCCACAUGGCCUCUAACGAUUAUUCCCAAUCACCUCCUCAGGGCUAUGGAUCCUAUGGUGGCGUUGGUGGUGGUGGUAAUGGUACUAACCAAGGUUAUGGACAGUCCUCUGGUCAGAGUUACAGUCAGCAGGGUUAUGGAGGCUACAACCAGAGCUCUGACAACAGCUCUAGCUCUUACAGUCAAGGAGGAUAUGGGAGCUAUGGUCAACCCCAGUCAGGAGGAUAUAAUUCUCCACCAUCUAGUCAUAGUGGUGGUAGUGGUUACAAUCAUUCCAGCCAGUCCUACAGUUCUGGAGGCUAUGGUGGCAGCAGUCAGUCAUCCAGCAUGACAUACAACCAGCAGUCAACCUUUUCCGGUUACAACCAGCAGCAGCUUUCUUCUUCAUCCUCUGCAGGCUAUGAAGGUAACUCUCAGGCCCCUGGCUACAACCAGCCACCCAGUAGUGCACCGAGUGGAGGUGGCUAUGGGAGCAGUGGCGGUCAGCCUGGUGGCUAUGGGGGCAGUGGGUGCCACCAGCAACCAUCUCAACACGGAGGAGGUCUCUACAACCAGCCUUCAAGCUAUAACUCUCCUCCACAGAGCUAUAGUCAGCAAAGCCAGUACAGUCAAGGUGGAGGAUAUGAAAGCGACAGUCCACCAUUAAGUGGAGGAGGAGGUGGAGGAUAUGGUGGUCCUGAUGGGGGUUAUGGAGGUCAGGACAGCCGCGGUGGCAGGGGGCGUGGGGGUGGUUUUGGAGGCCGUGGCGGCGGAGGAUAUGAUCGCGGUUUUGAUCGAGGUGGUCGAGGUGGACCAAGAGGAAGAGGAGGCAUGGGAAUGGGCGAUCGUGGAGGAUUCAAUAAGUUCGGUGGACCAAGAGAGCCAGGACUUGGAGGACCUGGCUUCAUGCAAGACCAGGAUAACUCAGACAAUAAUACCAUCUUUGUGCAAGGCCUAGGAGAUGACUAUACUGUUGAAUCAGUAGCUGAUUUCUUUAAGCAGAUUGGAAUCAUUAAGGUGAACAAGAAAACAGGCCUGCCCAUGAUAAAUCUGUACACAGACAGAGAAACUGGGAAGCUGAAAGGGGAGGCCACUGUUUCCUUUGAUGACCCACCUUCAGCUAAAGCUGCUAUUGACUGGUUUGAUGGUAAGGAUUUUAAUGGAAAUCCAAUCAAGGUGUCCUUUGCCACCCGCAGAGCUGACUUUGGCGGCCGAGGUAGCAUGAGGGCUGGUCGAGGACGAGGAGGGCCAAUGGGACGUGGAGGAUUUGGAGGGGGUCGUGGAGGAUUUCCAGGUGGUAAUGGUGGCAAUGGAGGAGGAGGACAGCAGAGAGCCGGAGACUGGAAAUGUUCGAACCCCAAUUGUGGUAACCUGAACUUCUCAUGGCGUAAUGAGUGUAACCAAUGCAAGGCCCCCAAGCCUGAGGAAGCUGGUGGGAUGCCUGCAAUGGAAAGAGGAGGUUUUGGAGGAGAACGCAGAGGAGGCUUUGACCGUGGUGGAUUCAGAGGCAGAGGUGGUGACCGUGGGGGCUUUAGAGGGGGCAGAGGAAGUGAUCGAGGAGGAUUUGGUCCUGGCAAGAUGGAUGCAAGGGGUGACCACAGGCAGGACCGUAGGGGCCGUCCCUACUAAAUCAUCCUAAAAGGGACAGACCAAUGUGCGUAACCCUGUUCAUAGUAGUUUUAGCCCAUUUUCAAAGGUUUGUGUUGACUUCUCUUGCUACUAAAGAUACUUUGUGUUUGGUUUUGUUUCUGCCACUUGUUCCUUUAGUGUACAUAUACUCUGUGUAUUUCUGCCUUACUUAGAAGAAAAUAGUUAAAAUCACUUCCUACAUUACAAAGACAAAUGUUUUGUGGCUCAGAAGGUAAUAACAUAUAAACGCAAAAUAAGGAAAAUAUGUAUGGACAAAUGAAGAGGAUGUGACUGGAUUUUUAAAAUUUUGUACAAUUUUUUUAUGGCUAUGGCCAUAAAAGGGAAUUAGACUACAGUAAUCCAAGUGAAAACACAUGAAGCACAAAUAAUAAAGGUGAUCUGACACCUGCCAUCAUCAUUUUUGGUAAACACAGUCAUUCCAUUAUGAUGCAGUCAUUCCAUUAUGUAUAAUCCAUUCACAGGAAGAAAAUGUAAACUUUUAUUUACUACUACUUCUACUUCUGAAUAAGGCUCCAUUAUGAUGUGUGAGGGUUGUGUUCAUAUUGAAGUACUUAUGUAUUAUUUGAGUUGUUUGAUAUUGUGCAUGUGUUGGCAUUCAAAUAAAAGUGUUGUAAAAACUACAAAA